Messenger RNA from Zea mays, 408 nucleotides. The record is from the annotation of a RefSeq genome assembly. NCBI's taxonomy places the organism in Eukaryota, Viridiplantae, Streptophyta, Magnoliopsida, Poales, Poaceae.
AUGAAACUAUCAUCUCCUACGAGAAUAUGCACUACAUCGGCAUCAAUCAACCUGGCUUCGCGUUCUAUUCUUACGAUAGGGGGGCUCAAUCUCGUCAGUCUCCUGGAUUCCAGUCAUGUCUCUACCAUCGGUUUCUCCCUUUUCUCCGGCUGGCGUAAUAAGGAGGGAGUCAGAGACUACCAACUCGACAAUGUUGGCUCGAUCAUGUUUAUAUUGGCAGGAGGAAGUACAGCAUGCUUCUUAAGCUUAUUUUCCAAGGCGCGGCUGAGAGUUAUGCCGAACGGAGUGAAAGUCCUGAGUGUCUUUGGUUUUCCGUCAGACAAGAUAUUCACUUCACUGUUCUUGCUUGUUCCCCCCAGGGCUAUCUUCUUUCCUUUUGGAUCUGCCUCUUUGACCUGUGAUCCAUGA